GUUUACAUCGCUUUCAACGCAGCCUACAUUCACUCUUGCUCCCCUAAAGUUGGUUUUAGUUUUUCUCAUAUUGCUUAAAAAAGGCUUCAGCUCCACGCAAAUAGUUGCUUUGUUUGUAGUGUUUUUUAUCUGCUAGCAUUGGGUAUGUAGUGCUAAAUUGCCACCAUCCUCGAAUUUGCAUCGCUGCUCUAGAUGAAAGAUGGAUGGCUCCCAAGAGGAACUCAAUUUAGAGUUUAAUAUCAUCGAUAACAUCAUUGAAUCAGCUGUGGGCGAUCUGCUGCUGAAGGACAAUAAUAGCGUCCACUAUGAGUACAGUGCGCCUUUGCCACUGCUUCUACCAUUGUGUCGCUUUUGUGCAUGUGAAAACACUCAAAUGAUGCAUAUAUCCGAUGUGCAUCAGCAAAUAAUUAACGAUCUGCGAAUACCCGGAAUACACGAGACAAGCGUGUGCACCAACAUCUGUGGCAGUUGCAACCGGUUCCUGGAGGAAUUUUGCAAAUUUCGUUCCGUUUGCGAGGAGGGCCAAAAGCGUUUGGCGACACUUUUGUCCGGUCGACACGUCGUAUCGAACUAUUUGAAACCGGAAUUCACUAAAAGAGACUUGCUGCCUGCGCAGCUGAAUGAACCGUUCGAUCAUAACAUCCGAUCGGAGCUCAUGUUAAACUCCGUCGAAAUUGUUCAAACCUCCGCAGGAUAUGAUGCGUCGGAAGCGGUAAGGGAUGCUGUAAAUUUGGAUACCACUUGUAAACUAUCGCCUUCUGUAGAGGACACAUCUCCUAUUACGUUACACAUAGCUGUGAUAGAACAACCGGACAUUUCUGAACAAACAAAUGGGGAGCCGGAACAUUCGAUAAAUCAGGAAACAGGAGUUGAAUCAAACCACUCAUCUGAAUGCGGUUCCGAGUUGCAAGAAACGCACGAAUCUAACCAUGUCCAAAUAUGUGAAGAAACCAACUUGAGCGAGUAUUUUGAAAACGUGGAAAACAUCAACAAUGCCCAACGGUUCGAUGCUGUGAUAGAGGAAAAGUCGAACGACACGAUCGUGAAUCGAAAAAGAUCACAAAAAACCGAAGCUCGCCGCCGCGUUGUGGACGGGCGGCUGGAAUGGGUCUGCCUAGACUGCGAGCAGGUGUUUCCCAGCUGCCUUCAGCUAAAGAAACAUCGACGAAACUGUGAACUGGUGGGUAGCAAAACGUCCAAACGCUUCGCAACACUUGGCUGUGAUAUUUGUGGCGAAACCAUGUCCACGGAAUCGGCGCUGACUAUGCACAAGCGCAAGCAUGAAACGAAGGUAAAACGCCCGCCCGCAUUAAAACCCCUUCCCUCUCCCAAUUUGGAACCCAUCUUUUGCGAUGUGUGUGGUCACGCGAGCAAAUCGAAACGUGCGCUUCGGCUGCAUCGAAUUACCCACAGCAACGACAAGCAGGUGGAGUGUCAUGUUUGCGGCAAACGGUUCAAGCGCCGCCGCACACUCCGCAUCCAUCUGGAAGGCCACUCGGGACAAAAGUACGAAUGUGAAGUGUGUGGCAAACAAUUCUUAACCACCGUCACCCUACGGAACCACGCAAAAACGCACAGGAACAGUGAUACAAUGCACGAGUGCACCGUGUGCCAGCGACCGUUUGCGCAUCCGAAUCAGCUACAGAAACACAUGAUGACGCAUACGGGCGAGUAUCCUUACGUGUGCGAAAUUUGCAAUGCAAUGUUUCGCACACUCGGGCGGUACAAUCGGCAUAUGCAGAGGGACACGUGCUGCCAGAGAGCUUGAAUGUAAUCGAGCAGACAGAGACGAACAGUUGGGACGAUUUGAUCGAGUACCAGCCGGAGUCAAUGCUGAGUGACACGUUGGACGAGACACGGUCGGAUGUGAUGCUGGGGAUGGGCGAGUCAUCGAGCGACACGUCCUUGCCGGAUGUGCUAAGCAACUAUGCAUCGGAUCAUCAGCCGUUCGAUCAAGCUCCGGGAGAGUUUGCAGUGCAACGGGUUGAGCCGAUUUAUGCCUUCAUCGAUUGCAACUAAUCAUUUGCAAGUGUAUCGGCAAGUGUCGGCGAAAAGACCUAAAUGAACGCUAGUAAAAAUCUAAUUACUCUGUGGUCGGUGAUAUAAUGGAUAAUAAUUGUAGAAGCUACACGAUUGCGAUCAUCGAAGAUCAAUUAGUUAAUGUUCUUCGAAAUCAAAAGCGAGAGGGAAAAAGGGGAUAUUGCUAGUUAUACGAUGUUAAGGGAGAUUGUUUCUUUAUACCAAUUUCCUGUCCAUUUUUCAAACAUUCACAUUAGUGUAAAAGGAAAAACGUGUUUCACUUUUUGUUUAAAAUGAUACAUUUCGUCAGUGGUUUUAUUAGUUUCUUUUAAAACAGACACUAUAAUUUAUGUACAAAAUCAAAUAAAAUUAUGCCCUUAUGAAAACACAAUGAAAACAA
Molecule: messenger RNA, 2419 nt
Organism: Anopheles arabiensis
Lineage: Eukaryota; Metazoa; Arthropoda; Insecta; Diptera; Culicidae
Product: zinc finger and BTB domain-containing protein 24-like
Exons: 2
Coding region: 200-1768 (522 amino acids)
Biological process (GO): regulation of transcription by RNA polymerase II
Cellular component (GO): nucleus
Molecular function (GO): zinc ion binding; DNA-binding transcription factor activity; RNA polymerase II cis-regulatory region sequence-specific DNA binding
Source: RefSeq, a predicted model, not a curated record